AUGAGUACAUUAAACCAUGAAUCAGUGGAAUGGGUUUUCAUAUUAUCUCAAGUCUUUGGUGGAUGUUGUUUCAAUGUUUUCAUAUUAGAAAACAUCUUGUCUAAUAACUUUUCCACUCAUUCAUUGGCGACGAUUAUUACGUUUUGCCAAUUCCUAUUCGUAGCUAUAGUGUCCUACUAUCCAAACACAGAUUUCCGAGGAUCCAGCUGGAGAAGGCUAUAUUUGAGGAAGCCGCAAAUACCCAUUCGAGAGUGGGUAUUAAUGGUUGUUAUGUUUAUAACUGUAUCAUUGUUGAACAAUUUGAUUUGGAAGUUCAAGAUUGGAAUCCCAUUCCAUAUUGUAUUUAGGUCCAGUGGCACGGUCAUCACAAUGGUAAUUGGUUAUUUGUUUGCCCAAAAAAGGUAUUCUAAACAACAAGUGUUUGCCUCUAUAAUCAUAUCACUAGGGACUAUUUUGACGACCAUGGACUCCUCUCCAAAGUCACCGAAUAGGGAGACAUCUGGGUUUGGGGACUCAAAGUUUUUCAUUGGGGUGUCUCUCUUGUUUCUUGCAUCAAUUAUAUCUGCAUUUAUGGGUCUUUAUAACGAAACUCUUUUUAAAAAGUAUGGUAAUCAAUGGCAAGAGAGCUUAUUUUAUACCCAUUUCUUAUCCUUGCCGUUAUUCUUACUGGUGAUACCGUUAUUGAGAGAUGAAUUUCUCGUUUUAUGGGAUGCUCCCGAGAAGUACGUGUUCACCAAUAAUAUUAUUGUUUCUAAACAAUUUUGCAGUCUUUUAAUUAACAUGGUAUCCCAAUACGCAUGUACAAAAGGAGUCAACAUGCUAUCUGGUAGAACAUCAGCGUUAUCGGUCACUGUUGUUUUAUUGGUACGGAAAUUCGUAAGUUUACUAAUUAGUAUUACAUGGUAUGGGAAUGAACUCUCCACUACAUCUAAAUUAGGCGCCUCUCUUGUUUUCCUUGGAGCACUUCAAUACGGAAUUGCCAGUAGUGGACUUAAAAAUAGAAUUGUUAGAAAUAGAAAUGAAAAAGCAGAAUAA
Molecule: messenger RNA, 1035 nt
Organism: Hyphopichia burtonii NRRL Y-1933
Lineage: Eukaryota; Fungi; Ascomycota; Pichiomycetes; Serinales; Debaryomycetaceae
Gene: YEA4
Product: Yea4p
Exons: 2
Coding region: 1-1035 (344 amino acids)
Biological process (GO): transmembrane transport
Cellular component (GO): endoplasmic reticulum membrane; Golgi membrane
Molecular function (GO): UDP-N-acetylglucosamine transmembrane transporter activity
Source: RefSeq, a predicted model, not a curated record